Pogonomyrmex barbatus (red harvester ant) is the source of this 1315-nucleotide messenger RNA. It is a transcript of the gene Zasp66, whose product is annotated as PDZ_signaling and DUF4749 domain-containing protein Zasp66. Gene Ontology annotation, cellular component: adherens junction; stress fiber; filamentous actin. NCBI's taxonomy places the organism in Eukaryota, Metazoa, Arthropoda, Insecta, Hymenoptera, Formicidae. The record is from RefSeq and is a predicted model, not a curated record. Gene Ontology annotation, molecular function: actin binding; muscle alpha-actinin binding. Gene Ontology annotation, biological process: muscle structure development; actin cytoskeleton organization.
UAUCUUUGUCUUACCCUCGUCAUUUUUUUGCCCACAUAAGUGCAUCUCGCGAUUAAUUAUUAUAGGUGCUUUUGUGAGAUUAUUAGGUGGAUUGAUUACUGGAUGAUUGUUUGUUGUUGUGCUGUUGUUGUUAUUGGUGGUGGUGCUGACUAGUGCGAAUCUAGAGCAUGACGAGGAGGCAUACGGUGAUCGUGAAGCUCAAGAGAUCCAGCACCGGCAAACCAUGGGGCAUAAGAAUCGCCGGAGGCGCCGAUCUGGGCACACCGAUCGUUGUCACUCGCUCGGAGAACGAGGCGCUCCAGAGGGGUGACAUGAUCAAGAAAAUCGACGAUUACGACGCACGCGACGUGAGGCAUGUAGACGCACAGAAUCUCCUCAAAAACUCCGAAACCAUAAAGCUAGUCAUCGAAAGGUCUGAGCCGUCGAAUGCCGCAAGAACAUCAUCACGUACAACCACCGACACUAUCUUCACCGCGUCACCAUCACCACCCACGAUUUUCAGGCCGAUCGUUGGCAACGGGGCUGCGGCCACUAGUCUGUAUAAGCAACCGAAGGAACGUCCACAGGAAUUACCAAAGAGCCCAGUACCGCCGCCCUCAGUCGAGGAGUACAGGUCAACGCCAACGCCGGAAUACACUCUUCGCAGCACAAUAGUCUUGCCGCACGAACAUCGCGACGAGAUCCGCGAGGAAAGGGUCCACUUGUCGCAGCCCUACCGCACGACUCCUCUGGUCUUGCCUGGUGCCAAGGUCAAGAAGGAUGCUCCUCUCGGUGAAUGCUACUUACGACAUCACCCGAAUCCGAUGAUCAGGGCGGCACCCCAUCAUUACGAGCCCCAUCAUCCCGAGGUUGCUAUGAAACAAAAGGUGGCGGAAACGGUACUUCAGCGUGUCGUGGGACCGAAUGAAGUUCCAAAGAUUGUCCACAAGCAAUUCAACUCACCGAUCGGACUCUAUUCGGAUCAGAACAUCGCCGACACUAUCAAGUGCCAAGCGUCUGCCAUACCCAUUUUCAUAGACUUUUCCUUCCUGAAACAGAAACAGGAAAUUGAGAAGCAAGCGAGAAUCUUGAAAGAGCAGGCUAAGGCCGCCUCCUCGAAGAACGUGUGGCCGCAAUUCAAUAAACCAAAUUAAAAAUUCGAAAGACGUUCGAGACGUUUUCCGAUGCUUCUAGUAUGUCGGAUCUACGACGGCAGAAUUUCCCAAUUUUCAUGCGGAUCGUAGGGCACGUUCAUAGUAAAUUAUGCAUUCUUCUAUCGGAAUGAUUAAAUAAAUUAUUUCUAUGUUAUUAAACAAUUUGUCACAUAGUUCAAUGA